AUGAGGGCCAGGGGAGCUUUCAAGGCCGCAGCCUUGCUCACGUCCUUAUGGACUGCGGCUGUCUGCGCGGCGAAGGACGGCCCAACCUUCCACGUCAAUGAGUUCAAACACUACCCAUCGACCCUUAGCUACUUCGAAGAUUCCGAUGUCAUCCUAUUCCAAGACAUGUCCGACUACAAUGUCUACCGCACCACGAACGCCGGCGAAACGUGGGACAAGGUCCCAGACGUCCCCGACGGCAAGGCCUACAUGCUCGUCAUGCACGAAUACGACCACUCCCGCGCAUAUAUACUGACGGAGGGGAUACAACAUUACCGGACAGAGGAUAAGGGAAAGACCUGGACGUCGUUCCUCACUGACGCCGAAGUCAGCAUCUUCCGUGGAGACAUUCUUAACUUCCACGCCGACGACCCCGACCGCAUCCUCUUCAAUGGCAUGGAUUGCCAAGGCAUCUUCUGCGAUGAGGUCACCAUGUACACCACCGAUGGAUUCAAGUCAGACGCCAAGUUCCUCCGUGGCAACACGGCCGGCUGCUGGUGGGCUAAGUCAUCGUACCUGUUCACCACCGGGCAAGACGAUCUGGAUAAGCAGCGCAUCCUUUGCAUCGUCAGGGACGAUUUCUCGCCGCUCAAACAAGACAACCGCUUGCUAAUAUCCGAUAACUACUUCAGCGCCGUCAAGUCGGAUGGUGUCAUUCAAGAAUUCGAACCGGACUUGGACAUCAACAGACCUGUGCAGGGUGUCGUGAACCUGGCAAUUGUGAAGAAAUAUUUGCUUGUGGCUACGAGCUCAUUGAACACUGACGAGAUGGCGCUGUUCGUGACGGACGACACUAAGAAGUGGCAUCGCGCUAUGUUCCCUACCGACCAUCGCAUUGACCAGGAGGCUUACACUGUGCUUGAGAGCACGAACUACAGCAUCCAAAUCGAUGUGAUGACCACGAGGCCAUCCAAUCCGAUGGGUGUCAUGUUUACAAGCAACUCGAAUGGCACCUUCUUCACCAAGAAUAUCGAGCAUACCAACCGGAACCACCAUGGCAACGUCGACUUUGAGAAGAUUGCUGGCAUUCAGGGCAUCUUCCUCGUCAACAAGGUUGACAACUGGAAUGAUGUAGAGAAAGACAUGAUGGCCAAGAAGAAAAUUAUCUCAGAAAUCACACACGAUGAUGGAAGGACCUUCACGCCAAUUAAGGCAGACCGAGAGAGGGUACAUCUUCACUCAGUAACCGAUUUGCUUAACACUGGACGUGUAUUUUCCAGCCCUGCUCCUGGACUGGUCAUGGGCAAUGGCAACACCGGAGACUAUCUGAAGAGCUAUUCGGACGCUAGCCUUUAUAUCUCUGAUGAUGCCGGUGUGACGUGGAUCAAGGGGCCCGAUGGACCACAUAAAUAUGAAUUUGGUGAUCAAGGGUCCAUCCUGGUAGCCAUUCAUGAUUCCGACAAGGACAAUGUUGGCGAGAUCAAAUACUCUCUGAACCACGGCGUAGAUUGGAAGACGGCCCAGUUUCCAGAUGACCUCAAGAUCAAGCCCUGGAUUCUCACUACAACUCAAGAUUCAACGAGUCUGAAGUUCAUCCUUGUUGCUCAGUCAGGAGACGAACUGCGACCGAAGUUUCACAUCAUCGCCAUUGAUUUUGAGGGUCUGCAUGAGAAGAAAUGUGGCAAGGAGGACCUUGAGGAGUGGUGGGCCAGAGUUGAUGACGAUGGUAAUCCAACAUGUUUGAUGGGGCACACCCAGAAAUAUCAGCGCCGGAAGAAGACUGCAGACUGCUUCAUCUUAAACGAAUUCGAAGAUCCAGUCGUCGAGACGACAAAUUGCAAAUGCACAGACGCGGACUUCGAAUGCGACUACAAUUUUCGCCGAGAUGGCAAGGACUGCAUUCCUGCCGGCCCCAUUAUAGCUCCCGAAGAAGCCUGCAAAAACGCCAAGCCCGAGGAUACCUUCAAGGGCUCUUCGGGAUGGCGUCUUAUCCCAGGUAACACCUGCGAGCGAGAGAAGGGUGCUCAGAAGGAUGAUCCGGUGGAUAGGAAAUGCUCCGACUCUGAGUCUAAGCCGCAAGUCCCGGCUAGUGGCAAGGUUUCUUCAUCUCAGCAUGUCUUUAAGGGCGACUGGGAUAAUGUUGAGUACCAUUACCUCGAGAAAGGUGAUACUAGCAACACAGAUGAUGAGGUGAUCAUUGCAAGAGCAACCAGAGGCCGUGAGGCAGCCGGUGAGAUCUUGAUCACCAAGAACCAGGGCGAAGAUUGGAAACAUCCUGAUGGCCUUCACGACAAGAAUGUCUGGCUUAUUCUCCCUCAUUAUUAUUUCAAAGACGCUGUGUUCUUUCUUACUAAAGAAGGCAAGGUUACUUACACAAUGAACCGAGGCGACACCUUUGACGAUUUCACGGCGCCUCUCCCACCCGUAGAAGGGAUGUCUCCUCUGGUUUUCCACCCUGAUAAGAAGGACUGGCUCAUCUGGUUGGGCACAAAAUGCCAUGAUGGAGGCGCCUGCUACAACGAAGCCUCUUACUCUACAGAUCGUGGCGACAAUUGGCACACUAUCGUGCGCUAUGUUGGGAAGUGUGAGUUCACAGGAUCGAGUGCUUAUAAGUUCCGCCACGAAAAGCAGAUUAUCUGCACAGCCAGGAAGCGAGAGGAUCCAGAGAAGAAAGACAACCCAUGGCAGCUCAUCGGUAGCACCGACUGGUUUGAAACGAAGACUGUCUACCAGGAGAAUGUCAGAGACUUCGCAACCAUGGCAGAGUUUAUCGUCGUUGCCACAGAGAACAAGGAACAGGAGACACUUCAGGCACUUGCGAGUAUCGAUGGCGAGACGUAUGCGGAAGCCAAGUUCCCAUACAACUUUGAGGUUUCAAACCAGCAUGCAUACACCGUGCUGGACAGUUCCACCCACGCUGUAAACCUCUUUGUAGCUACCGAGCUCAAGGAGAAUCGCAAAUACGGGACCAUCAUCAAGAGCAACUCUAACGGCACAUCGUAUGUCCUCAGCAUCUCCGGAGUCAACUGCAACGAAGGGUACUAUGUCGACUUUGAGAAGAUGCUUGGCCUAGAGGGCGUUGCGGUGGUCAACAUCGUCGCUAACCGCGAUAAAGCCGGCGAGGACAAGAAACUCCGCACUAUGAUAACACACAAUGAUGGAGCUGUCUGGAGUUACCUGCCCCCACCAGCGAAGGAUAUUGAUGGCAAGUCCUACAGCUGCGGUAGCAAGGAGGGCACUGAGAAGUGCGCACUUCAUAUCCACGGUUAUACCGAUAGGGAGGAUUAUAAGCGGACAUAUUCGUCUGAGGGAGCGGUCGGCCUGAUGUUCGGCGUCGGUAAUGUGGGCUCGUACCUUGGAGACAUCGACAAGGGAGACACCUUCAUGACAACUGACGCUGGCAUCACAUGGAAGAAUGUAAAGAAGGGUCGGUGGACCUGGCAGUUCGGGGAUCAAGGCUCCAUCAUCGUCCUCGCUGAACUGCACAAGAGCACCAAGAUCGUUUCUUAUACUACUGACGAGGGCCAGACCUGGAAUGAUUACGAGUUCUCCUCCAAAGAGGUCAAGAUACGCGACUUGACAACCUUGCGAAGUGGCUCCUCUCGCAAAUUUGUCAUCUGGGGAUCUGAUGACGGAACACAGUUCGCCGAGACACUCGACUUUACUGGCUUGGCUGAUCGGCCCUGUGCCCAAGACGAUGACCCUAAUAAGUCCGACUACAAGAUCUGGUCUCCUAAACACCCGUCUCAAGACAACGACUGCUUGUUUGGUCACGUCACGAAGUAUCUUCGUAAGAAGACGGACAAGACCUGCUACAAUGGCUAUCGGAUCAAGCAUCUUUACAAUGUCGAAAACUGCACCUGUACUCGCCAGGACUUUGAAUGUGACUACAACUAUGAGCUUGAUAACCAUAACUACUGCAAGCUUGUCGAUGGUCUACAGCCCAUUGAUCCAUUGGCAUGGUGCAAGGAGAAUCCUGACGAGAGGGAAUACUACGAACCCACGGGAUUCCGACGCAUCCCACUUACAACCUGCGUCGGCGGAACACAGUACGACAAGGAGUCCCCUGUCCACCCGUGUCCUGGCAAGGAGAGGGAGUUUGAGAAGGCACAUGGCAUCUCAGGGGUCGGCAUCUUCUUUGCCGUCACCAUUCCCUUCGCCAUUGCCGGCUUUGUCGGCUGGUACAUCUGGCGCAACUGGAACGGCAAGUUUGGCCAGAUCCGCCUGGGCGAGAGCGGCUACGGCGGCGGGGGUAUGCUGGACAGCGACGCACCCUGGGUCAAGUACCCGAUCAUCGCGGUCUCGGCGGUCGUGGCGGUCGUCGGAGCGAUCCCACUCGUUGUUGGGGGCUUGUGGAGGACGGUCAGCGGCAGAGGUGGUUGGACGCGGCUGGGCGGUGGCCAUCGGCCUUUUACAACACGGGACAGCUUCGCGCGGGGCCGGGGCGACUAUGCUGUUGUGGACGACGACGAGGGAGAGCUGCUUGGAGAUGACAGUGAUGAGGAGGUGUAG
This is a messenger RNA of Phaeoacremonium minimum UCRPA7, 4491 nucleotides long. RefSeq names its product putative vacuolar protein sorting targeting protein pep1 protein. Gene Ontology annotation, molecular function: protein binding. The transcript is spliced from 2 exons. The record is from RefSeq and is a predicted model, not a curated record. Gene Ontology annotation, cellular component: membrane; Golgi apparatus. Gene Ontology annotation, biological process: protein targeting to vacuole; Golgi to endosome transport; Golgi to vacuole transport. NCBI's taxonomy places the organism in Eukaryota, Fungi, Ascomycota, Sordariomycetes, Togniniales, Togniniaceae. The coding region runs from base 1 to 4491 and encodes 1496 amino acids.